AGGUCGUUAAAUAUUCUUAUGAUAUAGAUGUGUGUUGUAUAUCGGAUCAGUCCUGAGUCAUACGGGCAAGCAUGAAGGUGACAGUGUUCUUAGCGCUUGUUGGGAUUUUUCUCGCUGUUUUCUACCAAGUCGAUGGUGGCGGGGGAGAAGCGACGGAGAUGACAGAUCAGGACGUUGAAGAUGAGGUCAGGAGUAGACCAGUUAAAGAAGAGGACAAGCAAGUGGAUACUAAACAGAAGCGCAGCCCUUGGUUCUUUCGUCGACCUAAACCAACAACGCAGCCGCCACCACCGAAAGCACCAAAGCCAGGUGAAACGUUCAUCGAAGAAAUGAUUGAUGGGAUCGAGGCAGCAGGGAAAAACAUCAAGCUGGGGCGCUAGGACACACGACAUUUUAAGGUCGCUGGAGGACAAACCCAGACAUAACAAUCAGAGUAUAGAACCACUUACAUUAAAUACUAGUAAUCGAAUCUGUCAACUUUUCUUAUUUAGGAUUCCUUUAGGCUCUGAAGAGGCCAGAAAAUAAAAUAUAAAAAUCUUGCAGGCUCGACUACAAGUAUUUGUUGAACAACUUAAACAGCUGUGUUUAUGGGGUCAAUAGUAGAUGUACUUAAUAAACAGCGUAGAAACACA
Molecule: messenger RNA, 632 nt
Organism: Nematostella vectensis (starlet sea anemone)
Lineage: Eukaryota; Metazoa; Cnidaria; Anthozoa; Actiniaria; Edwardsiidae
Exons: 7
Coding region: 72-380 (102 amino acids)
Source: RefSeq, a predicted model, not a curated record